UAGCUCUCUCUGAAAACAUGUCUGAUACGUCAUCCGUUGGUAUUAAUUAAAUUAUGAUAGCUUCAAUAGUUUCCGGAUACACGACUGAGCAAGAUCAGUUUUCAUAGAUAAUAAAUAUACAAAGAGUAUAUAAUCAGUACUGGUGUGAAUACGAAAAACAUAUCAAUGUUUGGCAAGGAGAUGUCAAUGAGACAAACGUCAGUCGUUCAGCAGCAUAACCUCAAUUUUUUGAAUUUUAGAUAUUACAGACUUUUUAUAUUUGUUGUGUUGAUUUCGUUGCUCGGCUACACAUUUAGUUCGAAUAACAACAGCAAUGUUACUAACAAAAGCAUAUGUUUAUUAUAUCGACAUUUCAUUCUAAAACGAUUCAUGGCCAUGUUUUCGUUGUGGUUAUUAAUAAAAUCGUGGCUACAUUCCCUUUUUAAAUGGUUUUUACGUACAACUACAAAGCUUUGUGAACUUCAAAGAAUAUGCUAUGGUCACAUGCGUGGUGCUGGAAGAUUUAUAAAUACUGAACGGUCUUUAAAUGCUUCGAAAAGUCCGACAAUAAAAAAACUUGUUGCUCAUUUAAAUGAAGUAAGCGAUAAUCAACGCUUUCUUGGGGAGAAUAAAGAAGAACUGAUUAAGAAGUCUGUUAAGACAAUUCUUUUAGUAAAGAAAAUUACUAGAAAAAUUCACCCCCAAUUUGUUCAAAGCUUCUCAGAGUGUAUUGAUUAUAUAUGGAGUUACAAGCAAAUGUUAGCUGAAGUAGAAGUUUUGAGAAAAACGCCUUAUGAUGCAGACAAUUUAGAACAUGAACGAAGACUUGAUGAACUGUGGCAUCUUUUAAUGCCAAAUCAACCUCUUGAAUGUAGAAUUACUAAGCAAUGGCAGGAAAUUGGCUUCCAGGGUGAUGAUCCAAAAACUGAUUUUAGAGGAAUGGGACUGUUGGGUCUGGAAAAUCUACUAUACUUUUCAAGAGAGUACAAUCAACAUGCAAGGCAUGUACUUUCUCAUGCUCAGCAUCCAACAUUUGGUUAUACCUUUGCAAUAGUAGGUAUAAAUCUUACAUCAAUGGCAUUGCAGCUGUGUAGAGAUGGUGAUGCAAGAACAUAUUUUUAUAAUAAAAACGUUCCUAGCAUUGUUCAAUUUCACAAAUUUUAUUGUUACUUGUUUUAUGAAUUUGAUAGGUUUUGGAUUGAGUGCAAACCUAAGAAUAUUAUGGAAUUUUCAUCUAUAAGAGAUAAGUUUGAAUUUAAUAUCAGAAAAGCACUUGAAGACCACUCUGCUGCAUUCAAAUUGAAUGUUACUAUUGACAAUGUUUAAUUAUGAUAAUUGGUAUUAUUAUUUUUCAGGUAUAGUGUGUAAUAGUUUUUUGAGUUUAAGAAAAUAUUUUAUACUUAAAUUUGUAGUUAUACGUUAUCUCCCUCAUACAUACACUAAAAUGUGUAUUAUAUAUUUUUUAUUACAUGUACUGCCUUUUGUUUUAAUUAAUAAGUAAUAUUUCAAUGUUUGUCAAAUAAGUACAAGAAAUAAAACUUACUACUUAAAUA
Messenger RNA from Agrilus planipennis (emerald ash borer), 1532 nucleotides. Its product is annotated as ELMO domain-containing protein 2. The record is from RefSeq and is a predicted model, not a curated record. The coding region runs from base 166 to 1305 and encodes 379 amino acids. Lineage: Eukaryota; Metazoa; Arthropoda; Insecta; Coleoptera; Buprestidae. The transcript has a single exon. Gene Ontology annotation, molecular function: GTPase activator activity.